Acaulospora colombiana is the source of this 236-nucleotide messenger RNA. NCBI's taxonomy places the organism in Eukaryota, Fungi, Glomeromycota, Glomeromycetes, Diversisporales, Acaulosporaceae. The record is from the annotation of a GenBank genome assembly.
CUCGUCCCAGAAGCAAGUGGCCAGCAGGAGUGGGAAAGACGACCGUGACGAGAUGGUAUUCAUCAUAUGCUCUAGUGCAAGAUGCUGUAGUCCAGGGAUACGAUAGCGAUGUGCAAUUUGAUAAACAGAAAGUGCAGAAGCCGCUGGUGGAGCUGUGGUUGGAUGAGAAUGUGGGUCAACCUGACGUGAUGCAUGAAGAAGAGCUUGAGAUGGUGAUAUGGGAUAGUACAGUCCUU